Molecule: messenger RNA, 2859 nt
Organism: Blepharisma stoltei
Lineage: Eukaryota; Ciliophora; Heterotrichea; Heterotrichida; Blepharismidae
Source: the annotation of a GenBank genome assembly
AUGAGUAGUUACAUCAUCGCAGGAGAAGCUGGAAGUCAAGCCUUCACUUAUUGUGAAUACCUUGGCAAAAAACUCUCACUGAGCGCUCCAAGUGUUUCUGUCCACAUCAUAAUGAAGCAUCCUACCGAAUGAGAAGCAUUUUUAGAUAAAAUUAUUAAUGGCUAUGGAUUCAAAACCCGAUCAUCUCCAAUUAUUUUUACUACUGACGGGAAACUUAUAGGAGACAAAUCAGAAUUUAAAAAGCACAUCCUUUUCACAUAUGGCUUAAAAAGCGACCUUGACCCAAUACUGAAAUCAUCGAUUGCCUCAUAUGACCAAAAGCAGCUUGAAGAUUUCAGAGAAAAACAAAGCCGUGGACCUACUUUGGCUGAGUUUAUGAAACCUCGUAUAGCUGAAAUCAAAGCAGAAGGAAGCACAAGAGUGAUCCCAGAAUCAUAUGAAAGAAAAAUCGACAAAGGACUAGAGUUUUUUGUGAAAUCCAGCGAGCAGUUAUCUCCAUUUUUGAAUGAUUCUUUCCAAUAUCAAGUAGAAGUCUCUUUUAUGACUGCCCCAGAGCUAGCUCCUGAAGAGCCUAAAAAUCAGCUACCUUCUGAGCCAAUUCUUAUAAAUGAAGAGCUGGCAGUAGAAAACAACCCUACAGACACAAAUGAAGAUGAAAUAACUGAAACCCAAGAGCAAGAGGAAACAGAAGAAAACCAAGAUGAGCCUUCUAAAGAAGACAUAAAACCAAGCGAAGAAAUACAGCCAAGCCAAGCAGAAUCUAGUGAUGAAGAAGACUCAUUGAUACAAUAUGAAGUCAAUGAUGCGAAUUUAAACCAUUUUAUUGAGAAGUUUUCUGGAGCCAAAUCAAUGUUUGAGGUUGUGAAUCAAGAAGAAUUAAUACCAGUCCCUGAUAAUGUAAAAGCACUGCUGCUGCCUGAUAAUUAUGUUAUUGAUUCUUUGAGAAAUGAGUUUAUUUUGGCAAUAAAUCCUUAUGCAAUUGUAGAAAAUGAAAUGCUGAUUUUUCAGUCUGAAGGGACUGAUCCUAAUGGGAAUUGGCUUAUAAGGGAUACUUCUAUGAUGAAAAAUUGGCUAAAAGUGCUAAAUAUUCCUCCGCAGAGGCCUGUUUAUAGAGAUGGAGCUGUUGUUGACCCCGUGAUACCAAAAGAGCCAAUAGUUGUAAAAAAUCUGACUCCCCCCCCUUUUAAAUUGGAACAAAACAUCGGUAAAAAAUUCCACUUUUUUGGUAAAUUAACCCCCCUUUAAAUUGGAACAAAAUUUAAUUUUAUAAUAAAAAAUUAUAUAUAAUUUUUUAUCUAAAAAGUUUUGAUACAAGUUAAAUGCUUCUUCUUAACUAAAAUUAAAAAUUUAUUUAUAUCUUGCUCUUUUUUAAAGAAAAAAAAGUAUAAAGAGCAUCUUAUUUAAAUAAAUUUAUUAUCCUUAAUUGCUAAAUUUUAAAAAAAAAUUAAUUUUUUUUUUUUAAAAAUUUUUUAUUUGGAUAGUUUUGAUAUAAAUUCAAUAGGAAUUCUUUAUAAAAUUUCAAAAUUUACUUAUUUCUUGCUUUAUUUUAAAGAAUAGAGUAUAAAUAACAUCUUAUUUAAACAAAAUUAGCACUUUGAUCGAUAAAUUUUCCAAAAUUUUUUUUAUCAAUAAAAAUAAAAAUUUUUGUGUAAAUAAUUUUGAUACUAAUUAAUAGUGGCGUAUUAAACUAAUAAUAAAAAAUUAGUUAUAUCUUGCUUUGUUUUAAAGGAUAAAGAGCAAAUAACGUUUUAUUAAACAAAUUUAUUGAUCUAAUUCGAUAAGUUUUUGAAAUUUUUUUUUUGUUGAAAUUUUCAUAUUUUUUAUAAAACAUUUUAUAUUGAUAUUGUUUUUUAAAAACAAAAAUUAACCCCCUUUAAAUUGGAACAAAAUUUUUAGUUCCAAUUUAAAGGGGUGGGGGAGUGAGUGGAAGCCUUCUAAACCAAAGGGGGUAUUCUGAUAAGCAAUUGGAUUUAAGCUCUUUAGAAUGCACAAGAAAUUCGUCUUUGAGAUUAAAUACUAUAAAUAUUCAUGUGAGACAUUUGCUUACAGAAGCUGAUUGGGAGGCUUGGCAUGCAUUAAUUACAGAAAUUGAUGCCAUUGGAUUUUAUCAAUUUGUUCCUUAUGGCGAACAAAAGUAAUUUUAACGUAGCUAUCAGCCGCUAAGGUCUGGUAUAGCCCCUGAAAUAUUUUAGAUCAUUAUUGGUCAUCCUUUUAAUUUUCAAAAUUAAUUUGUACUUAUCAGCUUUUUCGAAAAGUAAAAACGAAAAUGACAAGUCUCCGUUUAUGGUUUUAAGGUACCUAAUUAGACUUAUACUGUAUAAGGCAGGUGCCCUGUACCAUAUUUUUCUGGUCGGUAUUCUGCUGGGGUAUAGAGAUCUAUUAAGGUUCAUGAGCUAUAUAAUGCAAGCAAUACAGCUGCCUAUUGAAAAAAUUGAUAUUCUUCCUCUUCAGAUACUACUGGAUGCUGUGAGUCCAGAUUCCAAAUUAUUUACUUUAGAAGACUAUGAUUUUGACCAUAUCAUUGCAAGAAUUUCACCAUCAAUAACACCUCGAGCACUAAGCGAUCUUUAUGUUGAAUGCAUUGAAAAGCUUGACAUUAUCCAUAAAAACCUGAGUAAUAUUCAUAUAGACUGUGGCAUGAAUAUCAUCCUUAUGAAAAAUUUCUUAUUUUUGGCACCUGUUUAUCGGCCUUGGGUCAUUUCCAAGGGCAGAAAAUUAUUUGCUGAACCUCUCUGGUAUAUAGGAAUAUUUAAUUUACCAAUUUUACCUAAAGAGUGGCCUGAAACUGGAGGAGUUACAAUGCCAAAAGAUCCGCUUUCUUUAUUAGAAAAGAGCUCUAAAUUUAACUAUUUUUCAUAA